Messenger RNA from Drosophila miranda, 523 nucleotides. RefSeq names its product putative OPA3-like protein CG13603. Gene Ontology annotation, cellular component: mitochondrion. Gene Ontology annotation, biological process: regulation of lipid metabolic process. Bases 33 to 500 code for a protein of 155 amino acids. The record is from RefSeq and is a predicted model, not a curated record. NCBI's taxonomy places the organism in Eukaryota, Metazoa, Arthropoda, Insecta, Diptera, Drosophilidae. The transcript is spliced from 3 exons.
AGUUUAUUUUGUCAAAAUUCUGAAUUAGAGAAAUGGUUGUGGGCGCUUUCCCAAUAGCAAAACUCGGCAUCUUGUGUGUGAAACAUAUCAGUAAGCCGGUUAGCAACGUGAUCAAGCGCUUUGCUAAUAAGAGUAAUGCCUUUAGAAUAUAUGUAGUUGCACCGCCGGCCACUUUGUACAACACGAUUGAUGUUCGCUCCAAGAUGUGGAUGCUGGGCAUAGGACAGCCGAAGAGGGUUCCGCCCCUAACCCGAGCCAUGUCCAUUAAAAUGGGCGGUGAUAUACUGGGCGAGCUAUUCAUAUUUAUAAUUGGUGUUUCCUUCAUAUUGAACGAGUUUGCGAGGCAAGCGCGAAACGACGCGCAGAAACAUGAAAGGCACAAGAAGAAAAGGGAGGAGCUGAAUAACAAAAUUGUCGAAUUGAACGAGCGAAUUGCUCGCCAAGACAGAGAAAUUGUGCAUCUCAAAGGCAAAAUCAAAGAAAUUAGAUAUGAUCGAUAGCGUCCUUUGACUUGAACUGAGUG